AUGACCAAUAUCUAUACCCUCUUUCACGCCCACACCCCUUUCGAUCCACAUCACCGCUUCUCCACCUCCUGGCUCCUCUCACCCCUCUCGUUGGCCCUCACCCGCCUCCUCAUAGCUAUCUACGGCAUCAUCGGUAUAGUCAUCAAGCUCGCCAUCGCCAAAGACGAGUCCGCAGGGGCAUCCCUCUCGUACUUCAGCAACAUUACAUGGUGGGGGUUGACCUUCUACUUCCUUUUCGCUGGACUACACUCCGCCUCCUACGCCGUGCGCGGACAAGCUUGGCUAGGGCAGUGGCCCGCGUUGUUUCAACUGCUGCAUGGGUUGCUGUACUCCACGAUUGUGACAUUUCCCUUGUUGGUGACGACGGUGUUUUGGGCUGUCCAAUUCCGAUCGGAGAAGUUCGAUAGCCGCUUCGAUACGUGGUCGAAUAUUACACGGCAUGCACUGAAUUCGGUAUUUGCGCUGUUCGAGAUAGUGGUGCCGCGGACGGAGAUGCCCCCGUGGAUUCACUUGCCUUGCGUCCUGCUUCUGCUUGGAGGAUAUGCUUGCAUCGCAUACAUUACCUACGAAACCGAGGACUUCUAUACGUAUGGCUUUCUCGAUUCGAGCAAGUUCUCUGCUGGGGCGCUAGCUGGCCACUUGAUUGGUAUCGGUGCCGGAUGUGGUGGGUUCUUUGUCCUCGUGCGCCUGGCGAUAUACGCACGGCUUUUGCUUGUGGAAAAAAAGCUGGGAAAACACGGAAAGCGUUCAAAAAGAGAUUCCGAGGUCGCCACUAGACCGUGGAUUGAAAUGGAGGUACAAGAGCGCAGAGUUGAAGAAUCGAAGGAGUAA
This is a messenger RNA of Trematosphaeria pertusa, 831 nucleotides long. RefSeq lists its product as uncharacterized. Gene Ontology annotation, cellular component: membrane. The record is from RefSeq and is a predicted model, not a curated record. The transcript has 2 exons. The coding region runs from base 1 to 831 and encodes 276 amino acids. NCBI's taxonomy places the organism in Eukaryota, Fungi, Ascomycota, Dothideomycetes, Pleosporales, Trematosphaeriaceae.